UCCACGAUCAAAAGUGUGAGGAAAUAAGUUGAGAAGGGAUUUGAAGGAAGCAGAGUGAGAAUGGGAAAGAGAGAGUUUGCAUUAAUGGUGACGGUUGGUGCAAUGUUAGUGGUAGUGAACCUGCAAGGGGCUUCGGCACAAUGUGGAGGAAACUUGAGUGCUAUUUUCGAGCAAUGUCAGGAGUUCUACAGACCGGAUGGCCCAACGGAGCCAUCUCCAGAGUGCUGCGCUGAGCUCAGAGAACAGAACAUAGAUCAGCAAUGUGCCUGCGAUUACAUCGCUUCUAGGCCUCCUGGUAUUGGUCCUAGGAAUGGAAUCGAACUCAACAGAACUGUCUUUGUCUCCAGAGCAUGUGGAAUCGAUGUUCCUGCCGGACUCCAGUGUGGAGAUUUCACUGUUCCUCCUUAUCCUGCACCUUCUUCUGCUCCUCUUCCCGAGGAGUGAAGUUGCAAUCAGCAUCGACGACUAUUAAUGCAUAAAACUAAAUAAGACAGCCAUACAUGGCCUGUACUAGAAGCGUUGAUGCACGAAUUUAGAUUUUCUGUUUGUUUUUCUGUACUGCUAUUAUACUGUGUUUUUAAAAUAUAUCGAUGGAUACUGAUAUCGAUUUGAAAGCACAGUCAAAUAUAAUACUACAAAACUACUAGUAAAGAA
Messenger RNA from Vigna unguiculata (cowpea), 654 nucleotides. RefSeq lists its product as uncharacterized. The record is from RefSeq and is a predicted model, not a curated record. NCBI's taxonomy places the organism in Eukaryota, Viridiplantae, Streptophyta, Magnoliopsida, Fabales, Fabaceae.